Molecule: messenger RNA, 594 nt
Organism: Oppiella nova
Lineage: Eukaryota; Metazoa; Arthropoda; Arachnida; Sarcoptiformes; Oppiidae
Source: the annotation of a GenBank genome assembly
AUGUUGCAAUGGGCGUGUCAGUCCGUUGCAGGUAAAAAUAAAGACUUACUCGAAUUGUACUGUGGUAAUGCGAAAUCUUCGGUCUAUGCGGCACAGUGGAAUAUUCAACAAAAUCAGAUCAACAAUAUUCAAGUUGCACGCCUUUCAGCAGAAGAGUUUACUCAGGCCUAUAACGGCGAACGUGAAUUCCGUCGUUUACAAGAAGCAGAAAUAGACAUUCAGGGCUAUGACCAAAAUGUAGAUGCAGCAACACUAAGUCUUCCAUUGUGGCCCAAUACCGCAACACUAGCACCAUCCAGUGAACAAUAUACGCUAAUUAAGCACGGCGCUAUUCGCCAUAUCACUUCCCCUCAAUUGCGUGUAUAUCCCCCCAAACAGAGCAAUCACAUCGCUGUUUUAGUCAUCAGUGGUGGUGGUUAUGCCAGAGAGGAAUUGGCCAAAGAAAGCACGCCAACUGCACAGAUGGCAAUAAUCUGCUUGCACCCUUUCAAGAUGGCCAAAGAGCCCUGCGUAUCAUUCGUUAUCAAGCACAUCAAUUCAACAUUGAUCCAUACAAAAUUGGUGUACUGGGUUUCUCCGCAGGUGGACAUUUAG